Molecule: messenger RNA, 1776 nt
Organism: Tetrahymena thermophila SB210
Lineage: Eukaryota; Ciliophora; Oligohymenophorea; Hymenostomatida; Tetrahymenidae
Exons: 2
Source: RefSeq, a predicted model, not a curated record
AUGGAAUGGGUUAAGGCAGUAGAUUUACUAGUUUUUGAUGAUAAUGUCUCUUGUUGUGAUAAAGGAAAUAAAGUUUUAAUGGUUUGUACAAGUGUUUAAUGUAGAAAAAAGCAGCGUUUAGUUUGUAUGAAAUGCUCUAGAGUCCAUUAAGAUCACUCUAAUGAGCUUAUAAAAGUUAAGUAAUUUAUAAAGCAUUCUAGUGAAAGACAUGACACUACAAAAAAGGUUUAAAAUUACAAAGAAGAUAUGCCAACUUAGCCAGUCAAUUAUGUAGACUCAAUAGUCAAUAAUACUAUUGCUAAAUAGAAGCAGAGCUUUGCCCAGCAGAUGUAAGAAAUAUAGUAAAGAAUGUCAUUUGGAGUUAAGAAGGUUUUAGGAUAAUUAGAUGCUUUUGAUAGAUCUAGAGAAAAUGUGUUGAAAUUAGAUAAAAAGAAAGGAGCCACUUUAGAAACUCUUUCUACUGAGUUCUUAGAAAUGGUAAUAGAUUUAUAUUGGAAACAGAAUAAAGAGUAUGAUUGCGAAAGUGAUGUGCCUUAAUUUGUAGAAGAGCAAAUGCUUAAAUGCUCUGAAAAUAUUUAAUCUCUACUGUCUGAUGUUUUUUAGAUGAUUAAUUAAGAAGCUAAUAAAUGCUUGAGUAGAAUUAAAACUCUAAUUAAAAAUGAUAAAAUAGAAGAGUUGUAAAAACAAUUUGAUAAAGAUGACAGAGAUAAAUCUCCUCCAAAAUUCCCUAAACCAAGAAAUUACUCUCAAUCUCAGCCUAGACCAAUUAGUUCUAAAAUUUUUAGCAAGACUACUGAUUUGUAGGAAAUAGAAAACAAAAUUAAUUAGUAACAGGAUCUUAUAAUAAAGGAUAUUGAGAAACUACAAGAUAAUAAGGCAAAUCUAUUUUCUGAGAAUAACAAUUUGCAAGAUCUAAGUGACAAGUAUUUCUAGAUGCUUGCAGAUAGAAUCUAAUAAAAAAAAAAUGAAAUAGAAAGAAUGGAGAAAUGUAAGAAUAUAUAGAACUUAAAAAUUGCAAGAAACUAGCUGAAUACAUUAAUAAGAGAGUAAGUCCAACUCUAUAAGAAAAUGAAUGCCUAAAAACUGAGAGUAGACAACAGAAUUUUAGAAGUUUUGAAAAAUUUAGAAUAUAAAGAAGAGGAGUUGCAAGAAUCAAAAGUCAUGGCACAAAAGGUUUCUAUUUAAAGAACUCUUUAAAAGUCAAUACACAAUUUUACUGAAAUGAAUAACGAUGACUAAACUAUAUUUUCUACUGAUGAUUCUCCUACAAACAAGACUCUUUAAAUUACUUAACAUGGAUAAGAUUAAAUAUAAAAAAGCUAUGCAAGUUAUUAGAGCAAUAAUCUUUAGGGGUAUAUUACACAAUAACAGCCUUCAAGCUAUUCCAAUUCUAUAAGGAUUUAAAAUCGUAAAUAGACUUAAAUCAGAAAUACAUCUUCUUCAAAGUAAAGACCUGACUCGGCAUGCAAUUAAAAUAUUCGAAACAAAUCCUUUUAUUCAGUAGGAACAUCUUUUUAAUUAGGAGAAUCAAAUUAAAAGCAAUCAUUUGAAAAAUUUGAUAACAAUAAUAAAAUCUUAUUAAAAUAAAAUAUUAACCAAGCCUACUUGAAUAACAACAGUAACCACUUAUACUGUACUACUAGAUCUGCUUUAACACAAUAAAGUCAGACUCAGCCUUCUCCAACAAAAUCAAAAAGGCCUUCCACAAUGUCAUCUUAAGACUCAGACACUACUGCUGCAUUUUCCCCAGUAAAAAUAAUAAGAAAAGUGAUUUGA